Messenger RNA from Phasianus colchicus (ring-necked pheasant), 3877 nucleotides. It is a transcript of the gene FAIM2, whose product is annotated as Fas apoptotic inhibitory molecule 2. Gene Ontology annotation, biological process: negative regulation of apoptotic signaling pathway. Gene Ontology annotation, cellular component: endoplasmic reticulum; membrane; Golgi apparatus. Lineage: Eukaryota; Metazoa; Chordata; Aves; Galliformes; Phasianidae. The record is from RefSeq and is a predicted model, not a curated record.
CAGCAGUGAUGCUGCAGUAACACAGCAUCCUUUGCAUCUCCCUCUCCUGUGCAAUACCUGCCCCGAGCUCAGCAUCUCUUCCUACCCGAUUGCUGCCUCGGCACGCAUCCUCCCUGAUGUGCAUCCCCCCCAUCGCUGCCAGUGACUGCUUGCCCUCAUUUUGAGCUGUUUCUUUCCCAGCUUCCCCCUGUGCUGCAGGCUGGGAAUGGUACGGUCCUCUCUCCAGCUCCCAUUGCUCCGUGGAUAUUGCUAGAAGGUGAAGGCAUCAGUGUGAGCUGCAGUGGCUGCAGGCAGCCCCAAAUCACUCGGAGAGGGAGCAGAAGGGGCUCAGUGCGGAGCUCUGUCCCUUCCCUCUGGGUCUGGCAGCACCUUCGUGAGGUGCCAUGACCCAGGGCAAGCUCUCAGUGAACAACAAACCCCCCAACCCUGAGGGGCAGGGGGAGAAGAAGGACAAUGCCACGGCCCCCCCAGCCCCUCCAACCUACGAGGAGGCAACAGCAGGAGAGGGGGUGAAGAUGGGUACUUACCCUCCUCCUCCAUCCGUCCCAUUGCACCCCAGCUGGGCUUACGUUGACCCCAGCACGAGCCCCAGCUAUGGCAGCGGGGCAUACCCUGGAGACACAGAGAUGCUCACAUCCUUCAGCUGGGAUGACCGGAACGUGCGCAGAGUGUUCAUCAGGAAGGUUUAUGCCAUCCUGAUGGUCCAGCUCCUGGUGACUCUCGUCAUUGUUGCUUUCUUCACCUUCUGCGAGCCAGUCAAGGGAUACGUCCAGGUGCACUCUGGUUGGUACUGGGCUUCCUAUGCUGUUUUCUUUGUGACCUACCUGAUUCUUGCUUGUUGCUCUGGGCCCAGGAGGUAUUUCCCAUGGAACCUGAUUCUGCUGAGCAUCUUUACCCUCUCCAUGGCUUAUCUCACCGGGAUGCUUUCCAGUUAUUAUGACACCAAGUCAGUUCUUCUGUGCCUGGGGAUCACUGCCCUGGUGUGUCUGUCUGUCACCAUCUUCAGUUUCCAGACCAAGUUUGACUUCACCUCCUACCAGGGCAUCCUCUUUGUGAUGCUCAUGGUGCUCUUCUUCGGUGGCAUCAUCCUGGCUGUGAUUCUGCCCUACAAAUAUGUCCCCUGGCUCCAUGCGAUCUACGCUCUGCUUGGUGCCAUCAUCUUUACCAUGUUCCUGGCCUUUGAUACGCAGAUGCUGAUGGGGAAUCGCCGAUACUCACUGAGCCCAGAGGAAUACAUCUUUGGAGCCCUCAAUAUCUACCUGGACAUCAUCUACAUCUUCUCCUUCUUACUGCAGUUCUUUGGCUCCAGCCAGGAGUGAGCACAGCAGGGCAGUAUCUUCUCUUCGUUAGCUAGAUGCAAAUGUUUAAAAGAAAUCUUAAAAGGAAAAGAGGGUUUAAAAAAUGACAGCAAAACAACCCACCCUUUCUGGCCCACUAGCAGGCUCCAUUCUAUCAGCUGAGCAAAGCUCCUGGGUUCCUUCACGCAGCUUGUAUAUAUGCUGUUAAGCCUUUGUGACCCAGACAGCAAAGCAGGGCUUAAGUGUGAUGUCUCUCCUGCUCCCUCCACUCCUACUGAGCUCAAACCAAACCAGAGACCGGGAAGCACGAGGCUGAGGUUUUCUCUUCCCCAGAGGCUGCCUGCACAUCAUUGGAUGUUGAAGUGCUGGGAACAGCUCUGCAAAGGGAAAGUGAUGUUGAAGGAGGAGAGGAAGGGAAUUUUGCUAGGAUGCUGGCAAGAAAUACAGAAGAACAAAGGAAAAAAAAAGCUGGGGAAUGCCCCCUCCCCCCACUUCCCCCACCAUCCCCAUACUUGUCACCUGCAUUCAUUCAGAGCCCCACUGCCUCUGCAGAGAAAUGCUCGAGAACUUAGAAAGACUGAGCAGGGGAUCACAUAAUCUGGAUGUCCCACAGUCAGCCAGGCUGAAGGGGACCUGUUGUUCUUUGGGGACAUCCCAAAUGCCACUGCAGGGGGAAUUCUGUAUCCUUUGCAGCUGGCUGUGGGGCUGAGGCUGCAUUUUUUUUCCUUCCCAGACAGUAGGAGCACUGGUGUGGGCUCAUCUCCCAAACCAGGGAGGUUGCAAUGUCAGUGUUCUUCACGUGGGUAGGUGGGGAUCCCAUGGGUAAGUUGUUAGCAGGGAAUGGCAGAGAGAGAGGCUGAGUCUCAUAGCCUUCCUGACAUGGGAUGUGAGUGUCUGAAGUGCUGUGAUCCAUCCCACGACUCUGAUGCCUUCAGGAAAGUGUCUUGGUUGCUUGAGAUCCAUGGUCCUAAGUGGUUGUUACCCAAAGACAGAGGGUGAACACCCGUUGCUUGAAACAGUGACAUAGGUGUUGGCUACAAAGAGGUGUCUGCCAUCUCCAGACAGGGAUGGCAGAGUGCACACAGGUAAAUUUCCAUCUUCCCCUUGCUCACGUUCCCCUCUUUGGGGAUUGGCUGGCUAAUUUCUAACCGUAAAGCUCCAUGUGGAGAUAAGGGGCCUUUUGCUCUUAUUUAGAAAGCGAUCCUUCCUGCUGAUAGAACCCGUAUCUUCAAUCUCCCUGGAAUGCUGAUGCAAGUGCGUCACUGGGCUGCCUCUAGCAAUCCCCACGUCUUAGAGAAAGGCUCUGCCAGAAUGCUCUGUGCUGCACAUUCCUCUGCUUCUGCUGCCCCAGCUGUUACCCCUCACAUGUUGCAUCCUCCCACUGCACGUGUUCCGUGCCCUGAGCUGAGCAGAGGAAAAGGAAAGUUACUAUACAAGAGUCAAUAAAAAAUAAUGCUUCAACCCCUCAGCAGCUGUACUGACCUUGUUGGUAAUGCAGGAGCAGAAGCGAUGUUUUUCAUCUCUCCCUUCAAGAAAAAACAACCAUGGUUUGGGGAUAAGGAAUGCUACAAGGAUAGCGUGAAGUCCAUGAGCCCCUGUUUCCUGCAGCACAUCACAGAGACCAAAUAAGGGCCAUGAGCUGUUGGGCAGGAGAAACUGGGAGAAAAGACAGCAUGGGAGGCACCCUAAAAGUUCACGAAAUAGAAGUUCAGAGAGGGAUUUUUCUCACUCGGACCCACGCAGGCACUUCUGCAACACCUUAGCAGACAGGCUGUGCAGCUUCCUUUGCUCAUAGCAGAAGGCCUGUGGGCUUUUCUGCUUUCCAGCUUUUCAGGAAGGAGCCUUAUGUGAAGAGUUCUGACUCAACAACAGUUCUAAAAUUCCUCUGGAAGAGGACAAUCCAGGAGCUCUUCAGCCCUCUUCCUGCACUGGGACUUCUUGCAAUCAGACCUGGGGAGGAGAACACAAACCUGCAGCCCACUCUGGAUUUCUUGCUCUUUUUCCUUCUGAUGUGGAGUAACUCUGCUGCUGCUCUCUCCUGGCUUUCUGCUCCCACGUGGGAAAAGCUUGCAUGGCAUCUGCUCAAUCUCGGGACCACCUUAGCAGGGAUGGCUAUAUGUCCCUCUGCAGGGCUCCCUUCUUGCAUGCGUCCUGGUUCCUCUCCAUGCUGUCCCCACACCUUGCUGCCCACCCAAGCCAGACAGAGAUCACUUGAAGGUUGAAGUCCUCACAGGGCUGAACAUCACAAGGUUAGGGGUGAGGAACAGCCAUUGUUGGGUUCCUCCUGGGUUCCUCACCCUGCUGCACAGCAGAGGUGCUGGGCUGCUUCUCUUUUGCCAUGUGGAUGUUCCUUAUCUGAGGCCCGCAUUGCCUGGCCCCUGGCUCUGUAUCCCCACGCUCCCUUUGUCCGCCCAUUCUUACAAUUUCAGAAAUAGGAUUUUGUAUUUUCUCCAAACGUUGCUAAUAAACUGUUGCAAAACUGUUAGCGUUGUUCUGUUGUGAGGCCACAUCGAAGGAUGGUUUGGUUGCACAGCUGAAAUGGAAAACAUAAACAGGACUGUGGCGUGACGUGGCAUAGU